This is a messenger RNA of Daucus carota subsp. sativus, 1326 nucleotides long. RefSeq names its product pentatricopeptide repeat-containing protein At5g40410, mitochondrial. NCBI's taxonomy places the organism in Eukaryota, Viridiplantae, Streptophyta, Magnoliopsida, Apiales, Apiaceae. Gene Ontology annotation, molecular function: protein binding. The record is from RefSeq and is a predicted model, not a curated record. The transcript has a single exon. Bases 1 to 1326 code for a protein of 441 amino acids.
AUGCUGUCCGCUAUAAAAUCAUGUUAUUCCAUACAUAAUUGCCGUAAAAUCCAUGGUCGAGUAAUCAAGACUUUAAGUUACAGAGAUGGUUUCAUUGGUGAUUGUUUAGUGUCCUUAUAUUUUAACUUGGGUUGUUUUGAUGAUGCACAUAAGUUGUUUGAGGAAAUACCCGACAGAGAUUUGGUUUCUUGGAAUUCAUGGAUUUCACAGCUUUCGAGAAGUGGAGGCUUUGGUAAGAGCUUGGAGAUGUUUAAUAGGAUGAGAUUAGAGAUGGGUAUGGAGCCAAAUGAGGUGACACUUUUGUCUUUAGUCUCGGCUUGUACUGACACAGGGGGUUUUGAUGAAGGUGCUUUUGUUCAUGGGUUGGCAUUUAAAAUGGGUUUGUUGUCUGAAGUUAAGGUGGUUCAUUCUUUUAUUAAUAUGUAUGGGAUGUUUGGUUAUGUGGGUUUGGCAUGUCGUUUGUUUGAGACGAUGGUGGUGCAAAAUUUGGUGUCGUGGAAUUCGAUGAUCAAGAUUUAUGCGAAGAAUGGGUUUGGUGAGGAAGGUUUUAAGUUUGUUAAGGCUAUGAGGAGGGCAGGGAUUGAUCCUGAUCAGGCUACUGUAGUGACUUUGUUACAGGGUUGUAAGGAUGUAUGUGUCGGAAAUCUGGUUGAAGCUUUGCAUGGGUAUAUUAUUACAGCUGGUUUGGUUGAAGAUGUGACGAUCAUGACAACAUUAAUGAGUGUCUACACGAAGUCAGGAAGACUGGAUGCUUCCCAGGAGGUUUUUAGAGCAAUGAAAGAACCUGAUACGAUAGCUUGGACUGCAGUUCUAGCUGGCUAUGCUCUUCAUGGUUAUGGAAGAGAAGCAAUUGAGCUAUUUGAUUUUAUGGUUAGUAAAGGUGAGAAGCCUGAUCAUGUUACUUUCACUCAUUUAUUAAGUGCGUGUAGUCAUUCAGGGCUUGUUGAGGAGGGGAAGAGCUACUUUGAGAUUAUGUCUCGUGUUUAUUCUCUGGAACCUAGAUUGGAUCACUAUUCUUGCAUGGUUGAUUUGUUGGGACGUUCAGGACAUUUAAGAGAAGCGCAUUUGUUGAUAAGAAGCAUGCCUAUGGAGCCGACGGCUGGUGUUUGGGGAUCUCUUCUUAAUGCUUGUAAGAUUUAUAGUAACAUAGAACUCGGAAAGGAAGUUGCAGAAAGACUAUUUGUUUUAAAUCCAACAGACUCUAGGAACUACAUCAUGCUAUCGAGUAUGUACUCCGAGGCUGGUCAGUGGCCUGAAGGGCAACAAACAAGGAUUCUGAUGAAGGAAAAGCGUGUUGUAGAAUCUGCAGGUUGCAGUUCUAUUUAG